UUUUGAAUAUACAUAUUGUUCUCUUUAUAUUUUGUUUCAGUUAGUACCAGUGAUCAUUCUGGAAGAUGUUCUCAUAUACCACCAAACCCUAUGACAUCAAACGUGAUAUCACCUCUCGGUUCAGCGCCAAAUCAAUCGUGUAUUCGUGGGCGUCGUCUUGCUCGUUGUACAUCCCCCCGUACAACAAGUUUGUGGCCCACGUUCAACUUGAUCGCUAAUCCUGGUAAUGAUAGGCAGCAUUUUACUCAAUUACCAGGUCCAUCAAAUUCAGAUGCUAGAAUUGGAGCAUGCUCUUCCUUGGGUGUUUUAUCACCCAGUGCAGUUAGUUCAACUUGUUCUCCGAUUCAGAAUACUCACUUUUCACAUUCACGAAGUCGUCCUAUACCUGGCCAAUUUCAUAACGUAGUUUUAACUCAUUCUAUGUCAACAGCUGGUUAUACACGAGAUACUAAUAAUAAAGGUCGUCAUCGUAGCGGUAGUUCUAUGUCCUCUGAAAUUGGACAAUAUUCUAUGAAUGUUAAAGAGUUGACUUCUCCUCCUACUGCCUAUCUGGAUUCAACUUCAACUUAUCCAGGUCGAUGUGGUUCUUAUAGUGGUGGUUGUGUUGUGGGUAACUUGAAUAGAACUGCUACUUCCUCGGCUGUUGUUACAGUUGGCGGCGGUGGUGUUAGUUUACCGACACCAAAUCAGAAGCAGAGUUUGAUGGGUGCGGCUACUUCCAAGCCUGUACUGUUAGGACAGCUCUCUGGGAUUUAUCAAAAUGUGGUCACUCGUAAAAAGCAACAACAACCUAAUAUGCUAUGGGAUAAUUUUGAAUCGACAUCUAGUACAGAACAACAAUACUUCUCGCCUAGUUGUCCAUGGUCUACAAUGAACAUAAGUGGUACUGGUAAUAAUGAUAGUAAUGAUGGGAUUAAUGAAACAGAAAAUGAUUUCAACACUUUUUUGGAUCAAUAUCAUAUGCCUAUCGGUAUUGCUAGUACAUCUUCUGUUAGUAAUUGUGAUGAUACUAGUCGUGAUAGUGGUUUAGUUCUUGAUAUGACAUUGCCUCCAACUUCACCGCUUGAAUCAAAUUGUGGUGGAUUUUUAAACAGUAAUCUCGAUGUCGAUCUAUUAUCUCAAUUGACACAAUCGCAACGACAACAACAUACUUCAUCUAACACUGCUGCGUCUGCUGCUGCCACCGCUUUCUUCGAUGAUAUUAAUGCAGUUUACCCAACAUUUUCUCAAGAUAUGGUUUUUCAUUCACCAUCUGAUGAUGGUUUCAUUUCGACACAUUCUACUUCCGAGGAACUAGAUCAUCCUCAACAUCGUCAUCAUCAUUCUUCGUUUUUAGUUACUGUCACUACAAGUAGUAAUGUUGGUGUAAGUGAUUGUUCAUCAUUGCCAAAUUUUUACGCAUCGAAUCCAGUUAGUAUACCUGGUAGGGGAGGAAAUAAUAAUAAAGAUAUAAAAAGUUUACAAAUGCGUUGUGAAUUCUUGGAUUCUAUCACAUGUCAAUCGGAUAAUACUUUACCGCAAUAUGAUUCAGCGCAAUCGACUAAUUUACAACAGGCUGGUAGUAGUAAUAGUAGUAUUAUUCGAUCGAGUAAUUUUAUCAAAUCAAAUCAACACAUAGUAGGCUGGCCUUCAACUUUUAUUGAUGAAACUGGAUAUCAUCGGCACAGUUCUCCUAUAUCUUCUCCAGUAUCACUAAGUAGUAAGAGUAAUAACAAUCGAUUUUCAUCAAUUGUUGGUACACCCCUUGGACGCGUUAAUCUGCCAAUUUUGGCGGCGGCAGGAGUCGAUUUAAAUGCUUCUGGAUUAGCCAGUAGUGCUAGUAGUAGUUCUACCAGUGCUAUAUCAUUUGGUACCAUUGGUUCCCGUGUUCAUCACUGUUCAAUGACAUCGGAAUCCACAGACCAACCGGACAAUAACCAGUCAACUAGAUCACAACAAUAUUCAGAAUGUUCAACUCAGGGUGGUAUUUCUAAUGUGUCUUCAACUUCAUCUCCCAAUCAACUGGAUCUUGGUGGAACUCGAACAAGUUCUAGGAUUUUCUCACAUUCAAUAAAUGAUAACUUUACCAACUUACCGCAGUCACCUAUUCUUUUAUCGUCUCCAUUCAGUAAUCCAGGUUGUGAUCUAGAGCGUAUAACUUUACGUCGUGAAUUAGAUGAAGUAAAACAACUUUUAGAUUCAAAGGAGGGUGAAGUGGAAGUUUUAAAAAAGCAAAGAGAUUUUGUUACAGAACAUUUACGUGAUUCGCUUGGUGUAAUUCGUCGUUUAUUUCAUUCAUUGAAUAUAUCGCCAUCAGCUUCGACUGAUUUAUUUAAACCAUUAUUUAUUGAUACCGAAAUUAAUAAUAUUAGUAGUGAACAGAGUACCGGUUGUUGUUAUGCUCAAAGUUUAUCAUCAGAAUCAAAUCCAUGUGAGAAAUUUAAAACGUGUAUGCAAACUUCACCUAUGAAAAGUCCUAGUCCAAGUGGACCAAUUGAUUCAGUUAGUCGAAACCCUCUACAACAACAAGAAGCAUUAGCAGCUCUAUUCGCUAACCCACUUGUAUCAGCACUUUUGAAUAGUCAUCAUAAUAAUGAUAUUGAUACGACAGAUGAUGAUGGUUCCAACAAGACAAAGUCUGAAACGCAGGUUUGUUGUUAUUUAAAUUAAAUAAAUUUUUGUUAGCUAUUCCUAUGAUAAAUGGUAUUGGUCACAAAUUGAACUCAUUUGGUAUACUAUUGAAAAUUAGGGAGUGCUUUAUAAUCAUUGCAUCCUAGUAUGGAGCUCCUCUGCAGUGCACACCUAUAACCCUAUCAGCGAUCGAUCUGAGAACCUUCAGGGUUUGUAGUAAAUGCUUAACUUUUAGAAUCAUUGUGUUGACGUCCAUCACAUCAGUUAGUGGCUCUAUAAUCUCACGUGACAUCUCGGUUUAGCUUCUCAUGAUUUUCUUCUGGCAUAUUCCUGCAUCAACAAAUAUCACACAUUGAAGUAGUUAGUGGUCGAGGAUGCAUAAUACACACACAGAUAGGCAGUAUUUGAGCAUCUGUGACACAUAUCCCAACCAUUUUGGUGAAUGAGGAUUUACUAACUGAUCAACCGAUUCGCCACCUAAUAUUUUACGUCUAACUUCAGCAUUGAUCAUUCAAUACUCUCAGCAUACCUGAACAAUGCUUUUAAAAUAUGUAUGAUUAAACACUGGUAACCUACGAACACCCUUUCAGUCAGUCGCAACAUUGAACUUGAUAUGUAUAUACAUCGGUUCAAGUUGCUAUACCCCAUUAGCACAGAGAUGAAAAUAUCAAGCCAAACCCAUAAUAGUAAAUGGGUUUGGCCUGAUGAACAUUGAUUCUUCAAAGAGCCACGACUAUCACAACUAUCAAAUACCAAAGAACAAACUAUUGGGUGAUAUACUUGUCCUUUGACUAAGAGAAAAAUUAAUAUGUCUCAUGUGUCAUAAAAAGUUAUAUAAUUUGAUAUAAAGCUCAUUAGAUUUUCUCAAUUUGUAUUGAGAUUUCAUCUGAUCUUAUUCCUCUUUUAAAUACUAACUUCAACAAGGUGGGCUACUGGCCGGUCAUAGUUUCCAAUGCGUUUCCAUCCAUUUCAUAUAAUACUACUACUAUUCUCUCUAGUUGGUUAUAUUACUAUUGUUUGCACGAAUCUAUCUAUUCGUGCAAUCUGUAAUAAUUUCGUAUACACUAUUCUUAAUUAUUUAUAUUUGUGUGUAUGCCUAUGAUAGUACUUCCUAAUGUUAUGUGUUGUAUAGGUAAUAUAUGUGUAUACAAUAAUAAUACCAUUAUAGAAUAAAUUAGUUUUCUGAUGUUUGUAUGUUAUGUUGAGUGUAUUGUGUUACACAUGAUUUUCUAUUCUUUCCUCUACCUUUUUUCGAUAAAUCUAGAGAGAUAUUUAAAAAAACGUGUUCACUUAAUAACAACAACAUAAUUAUGUACUUUUUAAAUAUAUAUAUGAUUCUUUUUUUCAUAAGUACAUUGCACAUGUUUGCUUUGUUUAUUCAUUCGUUCACGUGGUGAUAAGUACUCUCCUGUUAUAAAGAAAAGGAUAUUGUGUGUGAUUACUCUGGUCAUUCCGUCCUUUUUUAUAAAGUAAAAACUGUAAUUAUAAUCAUUCCAAUCAAUUUUUUAUAUUUGCCUGCAUUUUUUCGUUCCCCUCUCCUUCUUUUCUGGUAGGUUUUUAUUAUCGUUGUAUAGUGUUAGUGAUUAAAAGUUAUCAAACUAUGUCCUGUUAUAUGUGAAAAAAAAAUCAGUAUUUCAGCUCUUAUUCUUACAUGAACUUGGUAAUCAGUCGCCUCACUGUUAUCGUUACUUUAGUAUCUAAUUGUUUGUGUGUAGUAUUCGUCAGGGAUUGAUCUCAUUUAGGAUAGUAAUACUGAAAAACAGUGUUGUACCGGACGACCCUUUUGUACUUCUGCGGAGUCCCAUGCUAAGACGAAACAAUUGCAUAGUGGUCCCUAGCUUUCAGUAGUAUCUCAAGUCGUUUUGACCCUAGCAAGGUAGGUAGUCAUUUCUAAAAUACUAUCUCUAGUCUGUUUCUGCCGUAUCGUAGUUUCACUCUAUUUGUCUCUUUUGUUAAACGUAUGUAAUAUGAAACCAGAAAUGUGUGUGUGUGUGUGUGUGUGCAGUUUUUCCUACAAGCCACUAAUCUCCUAUCUUUCUCGCUUUGGACACCGCAUUCAUUCCUGAUAGAUAAUAAAGUUUUCUUAUAUUUUCUCAUUUAUUCUAAUUCAUGAUUUUUUUCCUGCAGUAAAUAAACGUUUAUUUUAUUAAUAUUUCUUUUCUAAAAAAUAUCUAUAUUCAAUUUUAGUUUCAAAAUUGGAAUUUACCAAACAGUAAUUAUAAUACAGAUUGUAUACAACAUGAUAAUGAAUCAUCUGUGCACGAACUCAAAGAAACUUUCAAUAAUUCAUGUUUAUUAUCAUCUACUUGUGCUGGUGUUGAUGAUGGUGGUACACAUAAAAAUUCUGAUUAUAAUGAUGAUGACGAUCUAUUCUCUGCAUCAGGUUUGCUAUCAUUAUCUAAUCAAGAAUCUUGUGAUUUAGAUCAACAAAUAGUAGAAGGCAGUAAUACAGAAGAAUUGUUAACACAUCAUCAUUCGAAGAUUUUUGAUGUGCCCACUAUCGCUAGUACUUCUGUUUCUGAGUUGACAACAACCACGACGGCAGAUACAUUGACAAUAUUAACUAAUAAUACUACGUUUGAAGAAUCUAUUGUACCGACCACUGAAAUGACAGUUAUCGAAGAAAACUCAUUCCGAUCGAAUACAAUAAUGAAUACUACUACUGUCGACCCUGUUACUACUUCUACCAGUACUAGUUUUGUAUUUCAGAAUUCAUCCCUAGAUAUACAACAUCAGGAAAGUAAUAACAAUGAUAACAAUAAGAAACAAAACAACAACUGUUGUUUAUCAACCUCAUCGUCAUCUAAACAUAUAACUAAUGAAAAACAACCUGUCUAAUGUUUGUUGAUAUCACAAACACACACACAAAGAGAACUACAUCAUUAUCAUGCUUAGUUUUUUUUCUCUAGGCCCUGUUCCACAAUAUUACUAUUAUAUAAUGAUCAUAUAUAAUUCAUAAUUAUUAGAGAAUAAAAAUAAAAUUAACAAAGGAUAAUUCUAGUGGACGAAACCGAUCAAAAGUAUGUGAGGUGAAACAAGCUAUACACAAUAAAAUGUAAAAGAUGAUCCCUAAUUAGAUUCAGAUUUAUUAGACAAGAUUCUUUUUGUUUUCUUAAUUUAUUCUUAGUGAAAUAUUUGAUUACAAUAUUAACUAUUAGCAUUGUUAUUCUUACUUAUCGUUCGACAUUGUUUAGGUGUCUAUCUGAUUUUACGUAUAUUAUUAUUAUUAAUACUAUUACUAUGAUCUAUUUUCAUAAACAUUUUACAUAUAUACACAUGGUUUCAUUUAAUUAACUGAGCCGACAAUUAAUUCAUUGUAACAAUAUUUUCCCAUUGUUGUGUUUUCGCUGGCGUGUAUAUAUGUGUAUGUUGCGAUUUGUACCUUUCUCUCUCGUCAUAAAUCAUACUUUUUCUUCUUACUUUCAAUUAGUGCUAUUCAGUAGUCUGUCACAUUUAUGAUAAGAUAACAGAGAUAAUUAAGAAUAAGGGUGGGAGGAAUGGUAAUUCUCUCUCUUUCUUUUUCUUUUCUACUAUGUUUAUAAACAAACAAGCAAGUAAAUAUUAUCACCACCCUGAACAUACAUCAUUUAUUAGUUGUAGUUGUAAUUUAUUUAUCCAUUGUGCAAAUUCAAUACAAUAACCAUACAAUACACGCGCAUACACAUAGACACACAUAAAUGAUAAUUUCUUUUUUUCUUUUUAUUCGUCUGUUUGUAAAAUAUCUACUAGUAUUGUUUGUUGAGUAUUUUCAUAGUAUCAGUUUUCAUAUUCAUAAAUUUCUAUGUGCACACAUACAACGUGUGUAUGUGUAUGAUAAUGAAUUGUGAUUAGUGAUUUUGGGUUUACAUAAUUAGUCACUUUAUUACAUGUUUAUUUGGGAUAAUUCUAUACUUGUUUAUAACUAACAAGCUUUUUUUCGAAACAAUUCAUGCCUCAACUACUAUGAAAACAUACAUCAUAUGUGUUUGUGUUUAUUAUUCAUAGAAGAUGGAUGGAUGAUUACAAUAAUAAUAUUGAAAAGUAACCGCUGUAAUUACUCCCGACGCUGUCACCGCUGCCAAUAGCCUACUAACCAAUAAACUUUAAUACUGCAUACUAACUUACAAGUCAUCUUUUAGAUAUCUUGCGUGCAUAUAUCUUUUCAGUUAUGUGUUUAUAUGAUUAUUAUUAUUAUUGUUAUUAUUAUUAUUUGAAUCAGAAUAUGAGAAAAUACAUUUUGAUAAGUAUGUUAUCAUUAAUGAUAGCAAUUUAGCGCCAAAGCUUACUAGAGAUAUUACUAUUAUUCAUUGUGUUCUAUUUGUUUUAUUCAAUUAAAUCUUUUUUGAGUUUGCUUUUUAUAAACAGACACACGCUGAGACAGUGAACAAAAACAUGGAAGCAAAUCAACUUACACAGUCAAAUUACAUGAUUUUCUUCUUUUAGGUUAUUGUUUAUUUGUCGCUCACUUAUGUAUCGGUCUUGUAUUAUUAUUACUAUUGUAUGUGUGUGGUCUCCCACCAUUUUGUUGCAUUGCCCAUUUUGCCUACACUAUUUAUAGAGAUACUUAUCUUUUUUUCGUCUUUUUGUUUGUUUUUCUACAUAACUAUAUCAAUUAUAUUACGAAUGAUUGUGUGAUAUGGACACAAUUAUUAUUAUUAUCGUUAGUAAUAAUGUGUUAAUUAUAGUCUUAUAUUUUACAUAAACAUACAUUCACUUAAGUGUAAUGUAUCUAAUUUCUGAUUAAUUUGUCCUGUUUUUGGUUGUUUAGUGAUUCAAAUAGAAAUUCUAGUUAUUUUUCCUAUUAGCAAAUUCAUUUAGUUGAAAAAAUGUUUUUAAAGAGAUGUGUAUGUUUUUUUAAUAUGAUGAUAGACAGGAAGAGACUUAUACAUCUUUUGCCUUUAUUUUUUUGCUCCCCUUUUCUUUGGAAAAGUUAUCUUUCUAUCUGCUUUUCUUCGUUUUUUGCUAAUUGUUUCUUCUAUCAUUAAUGAGCUGAUAUGUUUGAAUGGUAACGAAUGAUUUUUCAUUGUUCUAGCUUGUUUUUACCAUCGAUUUUUUGCACUUAUUCUACUAUGGACAUCAUAUUAAAUAGGAGUAUUUUCUUCGGUUCCAUGUAUUCUGUUUAUUUCUAAAUGAAAGGAAAAGAUUGUUUUUAAUGUUUAUCAUAUUUCCUGGCAUAGUUUCCCAUUUUUUACUGACGAUGAUGAUCUACUCAUUUUACACCUGUAUGCACAUCAAUCUAUUCACAGUUAUUCAUUAUCAUUUUUACUAUUUAAUGCCAUUUAUGUAAUCACAUUUCGGGAAUAAUAAAGCUAUGUAUCUUCACACUUAUUCAAGAUAAUAAUGAUGAGUUCACAAUAGUCUUUCAUUUAAUGACUUCUGUUUGUUUGUUUGUCCGUUAUUGUUAUUAUUGUCCUUUUCAUCAUCAAGCUUUUUUUGUAACCAUCGUUUUACUAUUUUUUUCAUUAUUCAAUUAUAAUUGUUUAUGUACUCUGUUUCCACGCCCGCUUGUAUGUGUGUGUGUAUGUAUGUAUAGUAUGCUGUUGUUUAUUGUUCUUUCUUGAAAUUAUUAUUUAUGCUUAAUAUCACUUACUUGUUCAUGUAUUUUCUCAAGAUUGUUAGUGUAUUAUAAUUUAAUGAGUGUCAUGUUAUAUGUGUUCACUUUCUGUCUUUUACCACUCAGGUUCAUUUUUUUCGUUUCCUUCCUAUGGUUCACUAUUUCACCGACCAGCAGUUUUAAUUUUGAUUCAAACUUCUACACCAAAAUAGAUGUAUCAUAUUUAUUAUAUUGUACUAACAAAUUAAUUUAUAUUCACAUCUCGAAGAUUUUUACCCUCUUUGAAUAAUAAUUAUUGUUUCCUACCAAUAUGUAUCUUUCUUUAAGUAAAAAGAGAGAAAGUAUUGUUGAAGAUUUGUUUCAUUUUUAACUUUGAUGGUUAAAUUCUUUCUCUAAUGGACAACAGUGAAUAAAUAACGUAAUGACAACAACGGAACAUGUAACUGGGAUCUAUCUUGAGUUAUACUAAUUAACAAAGUAUAACAUUUAAAAAAUAUGCCCAAGUCAUUUCACCCUUCUUGUCUAAUAAGUUAUUUUCUUUUAGUCAUCAUUACUGUUGUUAUGACUGUUCUGGUUCGUGUUAUUAUCCAGAGCCGUUCAUCAAUGUACUUUUAUUUGUGUGUGUGUGUGUGUGUGCGCGAGUAGAUGGGUGGUUCAGUUGAUCAACAAUGAUUGAAUCUUGUGCUUAUACUAUUUUUACAUUUUAUUUUCACUAUUACUGUUACUAAUACUGUUAGAGUUUCUUAUGCCAUGUAUACGAUUUUUAAAGAAAUUUUUAUGUCUACUUUUCUCUCAGUUGCAAUAAUUAACAAUAAGGUAGGGUAGUGCAUUGUAUCUCGAAAAGAAAAACAAACAGAAAUACAUAACAACUUAGCACAAAACAACAGCUUAUUGGUCUUCUUUCUGUUUCUCAUUUAACAAUGUUGGUUUCAUUUAUUUAUUUGUCUUUACUCGCUUCUUUCUGCGCUUACGUAUUGUAUUUGUGGGAUUCGACUUGAUCUACCUAUUCAUUAAUUUAUUUAACAUUUGAGAUUUGUUUAUUUUUUCAGUGAGGAAUAGGUUUUCUGUGUUUUUUUCAACUUUUCACGUCAGUCUGUCAUUUGUUUGUUUUUGUCUCAUUUACAAAAUACUUGAUCUUAACAAUUUCGUUUUCUUUUAUCUAUUGUGAUUUUUUCUAUGCGUCAAUUGUUUACUGGGCUUUUCGUUUAUUCUACUCUACUUUCCAUAGUUGAUAAUCUACAUCUUUUAAAUGCUUAUUUAUUCAAGUCCCAAUAUUAUUAGUACCCUGUUAUUCCACUAGUGUUUCUCGUUGGAUUGUCUUUUUUAUCCAGAGGUGGUUAACAUUGUCCGGUUUUGAGUAUGUAUGCAAUUUUGUGUUCGAUCCACACAAUAAUUUUUUCACAUUGCCUACCCUGGUAUUGAUCGUGCUCCUCUCUUUCUUCGUUAUUACUGUCUUAUUCAAUUUGUACAUCAACGCAAUUACAUACAUAUAGAUUUAACAUUUUCUAAGCUUUUUAAUCAUCUGCGGUCUUUUUCUUGAUAGUCAAGUAUGUAUGUUCUUCUUUUCUACCACUUUUUCUUUCCUCUAUUUCACAAUCAAUUGUCUGUUGUAUUGAAAAAGAUGUUGAGUAACAGCUACCACCGUCACUAUAGUUCAAUGUUAAAUUGUCCAAUGUCUCACUUUCACCAAAGUUUUAUUUUUGUUGCUACAUAAUUUUCAUUUUCAUACAUUUUUAAUCACUCACUAUGUGAUUGUUAUAUUACAAUACUUCUGUGUGUGUUUAAUAAUAAAUACAUGCAGAAGAGAGAUACAUGCACAUAAACCUAGAGUAUACACCAUUGUUCGUAUUUCUUGCUUACAUACAAGUAUAUAUGUGUAGUACUUGUAUCAAUAUUGUUUCUAUUAUAUAGCAUCAUUUAUAUUUCUCUGAUCAGAAUUUAAGAAAACUAAAAGAUUAUUCUAGAUGAUACUAUAUUACUAAAAUGCUACUUAUUUUCUUUAAUAGGAUUUUUUUCAUUAUUACAUUCUGUCAUUAGACAUUUACAAAAAUCAAAACAGAUUAUAAACAAUACAAUUACAUACGAAAAAUAAAUAUGUUCUGACUUUUUGUUGCUCUGAUUGGUUUGGAUAAAUGUAGAAAAGUAGCUAUUAAACGGGUGCGAGUGGUGGUUAAAACUUUCAACUAUCAAGCUAAUUGUUUCGAGACUUUAGUCAAUCUGCUUUCGUCUGGGUAACUUCAUAGUUGGCUUGGAACCAACUCCUUGAUUCAGUAUCUGGUUAAUGAUCUAGGUAAAUAGAAUAAGUACUAUCAUAGCGGGUAGAUCUGAAUGUCCUAGACUCGAUUUCUAGCGCGGCCUUGGGUGAGCUAAAAGUUGGACUUCAAUAGCUUUUUUUUCUGCAUUAUAAUCUAGUUAUUGUUAGGGAUAGCAAGUGUUUUAGGAUUUUAAAAGAUAGCAGUGUGUAAUCCCCCUAGUCCGUCGAUAUUCACAUUCGGACUCAAAACCGGCACCCUUCAUUUUAAAUCUAAAUUGUCACCCACUAAACGUGUGGGUCUACAUGGUCGCUAACUUGUUCAUCGGGUAUGAUGUAUGUGCAAUUAGUAAGUUUUAAUUAUUCUGUCGUGAAGAUCACGGAUUCAAAUAUUUCUUACUUAUAAGUCUCAAAUAGGAUGGAUUUCGUGAUAAUCUAUCCUAUAAAAUGUGCGGGAGUAUUGCUAUGCUGAGUUAAUCUCCUCAGGAUAUGCAUAUGUCAACAAAGACCGAAAUUCAGUCCUAAAUGCCAACAAUAGGGUAAUGUAAACCCUUUCAAUGAUAAUCAUACGAAGAUGUAUUGGAGGUUGAUAGCCAUAUGUUAAAUUAACUUAACAUCAAGAGAUAGACAACCUGGAGGAAAAUAAUUUAUGGAUAGCGUCUCCAUAGAUCUGGCGUUUAAUUUGUAUCCCUAAACAGCAGUCUAGUUUUAUGGUUAAUGUUAGUUCGUGAUGAGAACCAUAACUCUCAAUCCUGAUUCGUUACAUUAAUCCAUAAGUGUAUUUUAAUGAUAAAUGAUCAGUUUUUUCAAGGUCGUCCAUCAGCCCUUAUAUCACCCAAAUUUAUUAUCGAACGCAAUAUUGAACUAAUUAAGCUA
Molecule: messenger RNA, 11270 nt
Organism: Schistosoma haematobium
Lineage: Eukaryota; Metazoa; Platyhelminthes; Trematoda; Strigeidida; Schistosomatidae
Exons: 6
Coding region: 91-2649 (852 amino acids)
Source: RefSeq, a predicted model, not a curated record